GGAUAAGCGAAUAUCUUGGAUAAUAAGGAGGGAUUAAGGAAAAGCCUAUUAAACAUCAAAUUAGGUUAUGAUUUUACAAAUUAAGCACCAAAACAUCAUGUUUUACAACAAAUUUGACAGAAAAAGCAGUUUAAUAUGCAGUAAUGUUAUGUAGUAAUUACUGUAUUUACGAAUUUAGCACCAAAAUAUCACGAUAUAUUGAAAACGUUGACUACAAAAAUGGCUUGGAUAAUCCAGAAAUUUGGAAAAGCAAGGCUUGGAUAAGUGAGACUCUACUUAUUUCCAACAUUUAUAUCCCGCUCUUCUCACCCGAAGGGACUCAGGGCGGCGUACACAAUUGGCAACAAUUCGAUGCCUACACAUAAUUAAAACAUGGCAAUGGAAAUCCAAUUAAAACAAUAUAAAAAUAUAAAACAUAUGGUUAAAAAUCCGUUCAUCCAAAAGUUGAAGUCCAAAACACCUAGAGGGCCGAAGUUUGCCCAGGCCUGUAUUAGAUGCUUUCAACAGACAAUUAUGCAAGCAGACUUCUUUUAAAGUAACAAGAUUGUUUAUUGAUGUAAUUUCAUGUAUUUAGAGCUACAGGCAUAUUUCUUUGUUAGGUUAAAAACUUCAAAACGUUAAGAGAGUUUGUAUCUUAAAUUUAUAAAUUUUAACAGUCUCUUUACUUCCUAAGAAAACACAAGCCUCAACAGUUUUCCAAGUUCUUAACACUGCCUCUGCAUUCUAACAGAUACAGUAAAGUCUCAUUUAUCCAGCAGAACAUUGGAUAAGCGAAAAUCUUGGAUAAUAUAGGAGUGGUCAAGAAAAAAGCCUAUUAAACAUAAAAUUACAUUAUGAUUUUACAAGUUAAGCACCAAAACAUCAUGUUUUACAAGAAAUUGAUAGAAAAAGCAGUUCAAUACACGGUAAUGUUAUGUAGUAAUUACUGUAUUUACGAAUUUAGCACCAAAACAUUACAACUUUUACUACAAAAGCAAUGACUACUAAAGGGCAGACUGCAUUAGGUAAUACAGAACAUUGGAUAAGUGAAGCUUGGAUAAGUGAAACUCUACUGUAUAUACUCAAGCUGACUCAAGGCUCAACACUAGCUUCAGGCUGACUGAAGCCUCAACUGACUUCUCUGUCAUCCUUUUAAAACCGAACAUUUUAAAAUGUCACUAAGUACUCAUAUCACCAGCAGCCCCUCCCACUGCUUUAUGUAUAUAGAGAUGAGGUAACUGCAAACUAAAUAAGACAUAUACAGUAGAGUCUCACUUAUCCAACAUAAACAGGCCAGCAAAACGUUGGAUAAGCGAAUAUGUUGGAUAACAAGGAGAGAUUAAGGAGAAGCCAAUUAAACAUCAAAUUAGGUUAUGAUUUUACAAAUUAAGCACCAAAACAUCAUGUUAUACAACAAAUUUGACAGAAAAAGUAGUACAAUAUGCAGUAAUGCUAUGUAGUAAUUACCAUAUUUACGAAUUUAGCACCAAAAUAUCACGAUGUAUUGAAAACAUUGACUACAAAAAUGCGUUGGAUAAUCCAGAAUGUUGGAUAAGUGAAUGUUGGAUAAGUGAGACUCUACUGUACUUCAGGAUAUGUCUUAGGAAACAAGAUAUGUCUCAGGAAACAGACAAACAUCAAACAGAGGAGGCUUGAGAAGGUUGCUUCCUCCAACAAUGGCUCCAUCCUAUGGAACUCUGGAAUUUGUAGCUUUGUGAGAUAUUUAGACAGCUCUGGUGUCUUGCUAAACUAUAAAUUGAAGAUUCCAUAGGAUUGUGCCAUGGCAGUUAAAGUGGUGUCAGCCUGCUAUAAGUCUGCAGCAUGGAUGGUUUCUGAAAUGCUGAGAAAUGGUUCUUUAGUGCGUGACAGGAUAGGUAAUUCCUGUGGCUCUCCAAAUGGAUGCUGGAUUGUAUCUCCCAUCAGCGCUUGCCCUUUUGGCAGAUGUAAAAGGAAUUAAUAAUAAUAAUAAUAAUAAUAAUAAUAAUAAUAAUAAUAAACUUUAUUUAUACCCUUCCAUAUCUCACCGGGAGCCUCAGUGGUGGGUUAAACUCUUGUGCUGGCUGAAUUGCGGACUUGAAAGUUGGUGGUUUGAAUCUGUGAGAUGGGGUGAGCUCCUGUCUGUCAGCCCUGCAUGAGAGAAGCCCCCUGCAGGAAGAAAUUACAAAUAAAACAAGAUGACGGAGGAAACUGGGGAUGAAAAGAAAUUCGUAGCCAAGUUUGAACUGGAAAGGGAGACAGAGCUCCGUUUCGAGGUUGAAGCUUCACAAAUUGUCCAGCUGGAGCUUAUGACAGGCAUGGCAGAGAUCUUUGGCACUGAACUGACACGCAACAAGAAAUUCACCUUUGAUGCAGGCGCAAAAGUGGCUGUGUUCACCUGGCAUGGCUGUUCAGUGCAGCUGACUGGCCGGACUGAAGUAGCCUAUGUUUCUAAAGACACUCCCAUGCUGUUGUACCUCAAUACCCACACCGCUCUGGAGCAGAUGCGAUGGCAGGCAGAGCGUGAAGAUGAAAGGGGGCCUCGGGUUAUGGUGGUGGGUCCCACAGAUGUAGGGAAGUCAACUGUCUGCCGCCUGCUCCUGAAUUAUGCUGUCCGGCUGGGCCGCCGACCCACUUUUGUGGAGUUGGAUGUAGGCCAAGGCUCGAUCUCUAUCCCAGGCACAAUGGGGGCACUCUAUAUUGAGCGACCUGCAGAUGUCGAAGAAGGAUUCUCAGUUCAGGCCCCUCUGGUCUAUCACUUUGGGUCUACAACACCUGGAACAAACAUCAAGCUCUACAACAAAAUUACAUCUCGCUUGGCUGAUGUAUUUAACCAGCGCUGCGAGGUGAACCGCCGUGCUUCAGUCAGUGGCUGUGUCAUCAAUACCUGUGGCUGGGUGAAGGGGUCUGGAUACCAGGCACUUGUUCAUGCUGCUUCCGCCUUUGAAGUUGAUGUUGUAGUGGUGCUGGAUCAAGAGCGCCUUUACAAUGAACUGAAGCGAGAUUUGCCUCAUUUUGUCCGGACAGUGCUGCUCCCCAAGUCUGGUGGAGUGGUGGAGCGUUCCAAGGACUUCCGGCGAGAGUUCCGUGAUGAGCGCAUACGUGAAUAUUUCUAUGGUUUCCGAGGGUGCUUCUACCCCCAUGCCUUUGAUGUCAAGUUCUGCGAUGUGAAGAUAUACAAGGUGGGAGCUCCCACCAUCCCGGAUUCAUGCCUGCCCCUGGGCAUGUCCCAAGAGGACAACCAGCUAAAGCUAGUACCAGUUACACCUGGCCGUGACAUGGUACACCACCUAUUAAGUGUGAGUACUGCUGAUGGCACCGAUGAGAACAUUUCUGAGACGAGUGUGGCUGGUUUCAUUGUAGUCACUGGAGUGGAUCUUGAACGGCAGGUCUUCACAGUGCUUUCACCAGCACCUCGGCCAUUGCCCAAGAACUUCUUGCUCAUCAUGGACAUUCGUUUCAUGGAUCUCAAAUAGUGCCAGCACUGGUAGGAAAUGGUCAGACUUCACCAGGCCAUUGUUAGCUCCAUUAUGAACAAAUCCAUUAAAAUUACCAAGAGGGAUAAGAAUAGUUUGAACCGUUUCAUAUGCUCCUUUCUGUUUCCCUCGGGCAUUUGAAAGAAACUCAGAACCAGAGUUAGAAUUACAAAAGAUGAAGCAGAAAUGUUCUUGGAGUGUGGCUUCAAAACUGCUAUAAUGAACAAAAGCAAUGCCUGCUAGUGACUUCUUUGAUUCACAUUAUUCCUAUAAAAUUUUGUUCCCCCUACAAUUUAAAAUGAACUGAGAUAUUUCCUAACAUUGUCAUUGUACCAUCUGAAAAUGAUCUUGUAGAGAUGGCAAAAACAUUUAUUUUUCAAAACUUCAAUAAAUUUCAAAAUAUUGAUAUUUUAA
Messenger RNA from Anolis carolinensis (green anole), 3845 nucleotides. It is a transcript of the gene clp1, whose product is annotated as cleavage factor polyribonucleotide kinase subunit 1. The coding region runs from base 2154 to 3431 and encodes 425 amino acids. The transcript has 3 exons. Gene Ontology annotation, biological process: tRNA splicing, via endonucleolytic cleavage and ligation. Lineage: Eukaryota; Metazoa; Chordata; Lepidosauria; Squamata; Anolidae. Gene Ontology annotation, cellular component: nucleus; mRNA cleavage factor complex. The record is from RefSeq and is a predicted model, not a curated record. Gene Ontology annotation, molecular function: polynucleotide 5'-hydroxyl-kinase activity.